CUCUCGCCUAGCUUAGCUCAUCCUUCCAUGCACCACACCUGCUCGACCACAUCGACGCAUCGAUCAUCUCCCAAGAACUAACCGAUCGGAUGGCCAUGGAGUUGGAAGCGGAGGAGGAGGCGAUGAUGACGGCGAGGGAGAACGAGAGGCUGGUGGAGUCGCUGUACGCGGCGGUGGCGGCGGGGGACGGGGCGGCGGCGUCGGCCGUGCUGGCGGGCGACGUGGACUGGUGGUUCCACGGGCCGAGGCGGUGCGAGCACAUGCGGCGGCGCCUGACCGGGGAGGCCGAGGCUGCGUCGGCGUCGUCCUUCGUGUUCGUGCCGCGGCAGGUGGCGGCGGUGGGGCGCGGCGGCGGGUGGGUGGUGGCGGAAGGGUGGGAGGGGCCACGCGCGUACUGGGUCCACGCCUGGGCCGUCGAGGGCGGCCGCAUCACCCGCCUCCGCGAGUACUUCAACACCUCCGUCACCGUCCGGGACGUCGGCGGCGGCGGCCACUGCCGGCCGCAGCUCGACGGAGGAGGAGUUCGCCGGCGCGCCGCCGUGUGCUGGCAGAGCCAACGUGGGCGCGGCGGCGGCGACGACGACGACGACAGGUCGCUGCCUGGCCUCGUGCUCGCCAUCUGACACGUGGGCCCACGCAUGCAUCAAUCCUUCCUGGCGCGCUGGGUCGGCCCCACCUGGCGUCUCGCUGGAAAGUGGGCCCCCGAAUUCAUGCGAACGUGUACGUCGUGUAGUACUAUACUGCACUAUAUCUUUUUUUUUUUUUGAAAAAAAAGACAGACAUCUAAAUGUGCUGCUUUGAUGUUGAAAUGCUGCAAUAUAUAUACAGGCUUAACUAUGUAAAGAUCCGAGGUCGGAGUACCAACUAUAAUAACUAGUUGUAUUUCUCACGUUUAAUUUACUACGGGAUAUGUGGAUGAAUACAUAUUAUACGUUAUAAA
Oryza sativa Japonica Group (Japanese rice) is the source of this 940-nucleotide messenger RNA. RefSeq names its product senescence associated gene 20. NCBI's taxonomy places the organism in Eukaryota, Viridiplantae, Streptophyta, Magnoliopsida, Poales, Poaceae. The record is from RefSeq and is a predicted model, not a curated record.